Molecule: messenger RNA, 3114 nt
Organism: Nelumbo nucifera (sacred lotus)
Lineage: Eukaryota; Viridiplantae; Streptophyta; Magnoliopsida; Proteales; Nelumbonaceae
Product: leucine-rich repeat receptor protein kinase HPCA1-like
Biological process (GO): protein phosphorylation
Molecular function (GO): protein binding; ATP binding; protein kinase activity
Source: RefSeq, a predicted model, not a curated record
UUAGCUUAUUUUGGUUUCCAAUUUCCAUGCAGCUUUGAAUGAAUCAAUAGAUGGGAGAGAUUCAUGACAAAUACUAACGCAUCUGUCGCUUGAACUAAUAAUCUGGAAGGAGUUCCGAGUUGCUCCAACUUGUGAAUCUUUGGCUUUUGGGUUAUAGUACAUAAGCAAUGGUUCAAAAAAUCCAGGCGUUUCUGUUGAUUCUAAUUCAAAUUCCAUUUGCAGCUGCCCUCACAACUACUCAGGAAGCUGCUGCUCUAAACUCGUUGAAGGAUAUCUGGAAAAAUAAGCCACCUGAUUGGGAAAAACCUGAUCCUUGCGAUGACGGUUGGACCGGAAUUUACUGUGAUAUUGAAACUAGGUCACAUGUGAUCUACAUAAAAUUGGGAAACACCGGAUUGAUGGGUCAACUGUCCAAUAACAUCGGGUCCCUCUCGGAGUUACAAAUUUUGGAUCUGUCUAACAACCCGGGUUUGAAUGGGCUCCUUCCGGAUGCUAUUGGUAACUUGAAGAAUCUUUCACAACUGAUCCUAACCGGGUGCAACUUCUCUGGCCGGAUCCCAGACAGCAUAGGAUCUCUGCAGCAGCUAAUCCAAUUAUCUAUAAAUUUUAACAACUUCAGUGGAGAAAUACCGCAUUCUAUCGGUAACUUAGCCCAUCUUAUUCUGCUUGAUCUAGCUGACAACAAACUCAGUGGAACCAUUCCUAUAUCUGAUGGAGAUAAAACUACUGGACUGGAUAAGUUAACUGCUUGCCAACACUUUCAUCUUGCCAAUAAUAAUCUCUCAGGCACCAUUCCAGAUCAACUUUUCAGUUCAGAUAUGCGACUUAUACAUUUGAUUUUGAAUGGUAACCAACUCACUGGAGCCAUCCCUUCCUCAAUGGGAAUCCUGAAGAAUCUUGAAGUUGUGGACUUGAGCUGCAAUAGAUUUGAUCCAUCGGAGAUCGCCAAAUUGUUUACCACCGUAUUACGAAAUUUGUCCAAAAUAAAAAUGGAGAACACAAACCUUGAUGGACAAAUCGCCCCAUAUCUUCUCACUCUUCCUGAUCUUGAAAAUGUGUAUUUGAAGAACAAUAAUAUCAAUGGUACCUUAGAUCUAAGCAAAAUUGUGCCAAGUAAGAAUCUGAAACUCGUUGACUUGAGGAAUAACAGCAUUUCUUCUCUUGUGGAGGGAGCAAAACUUAAUUAUCGCUUAUUUCUAGAGGGUAAUCCAUGUUGCUACGAAUUAGGAAGCAUUUGCAAAGAAUACUGCAACCCCCCAGAAGAGGAAUACACCCCACAUUCCACAAACACAGCAACAUGUGAGAACCACUGUCCUUCAGAUCAAAAGAUCAGCCCUAACUGUAAUUGUUCAUACCCGUACAUCAGCACCAUAUAUCUCAGAGCGGCUUCAAACUAUGACAAUGUUAACUUGGAGGAUAUGGAAAAUGCACUCAGGAAUUCAUUUCAGAAGGAUUUUCACCUUCCAGUUGAUUCAAUUACUCUAAGUAAGCCUAGAAUUUCAAACGGUUACCUUACCUUGGAUCUCGAAGUGUUUCCUUCUGGAACAGACCGUUUCAAUCGAUCAGGGAUUUCGGACUUGGUGUAUGUUCUCAACUUCCAGGCCUUAGGGCUCAUACAGUCAUACUUCCUCAUCGGUUCACAGUAUGGGACUUUUUCAGAGAUGUCCUCAAGUUCGAAGGUGUUAGUGAGCCUAGGAGUGAUAAUUGGAGUGACAGUUAGUGGAGUUGUAGCUGUACUAGCACUACUACUAUGUGCAGGAUAUUAUGUCUUGCAUCAAAGGAGAAGAGCUGAUAGAAUGAGUGAGCAAAGCAAGGCUUUUUCUUUUUGGGACCUCAACAGUUGUAGCAACAACAUUCCUAAACUAAACGUAGCGCGAUGGUUCUCAUUCGAUGAGCUGAAGAAAUGCACCAACAAUUUCUCAGAAGUCAAUGCAAUUGGAUCCGGGGGUUAUGGGAAGGUCUACAGAGGAACACUCUCCACUGGCCAAUUGGUUGCCAUCAAAAGAGCUCAACAACGAGGUGGCAUUCAGUUCAAAACAGAGGUCGAGAUGCUAUCUCGGGUUCAUCAUAAGAACCUUGUUAGCCUUGUUGGAUAUUGCUUUGAAAAAGAUGAACAAAUGUUGGUCUAUGAAUAUAUUGCAAAUGGUACUCUAAAGGAAAGCCUUUCAGGAAGGUCAGGAAUCAAGUUGGAUUGGACAAGGAGACUUAGAGUAGCCGUGGGUUCAGCCAGAGGGGUGGCUUAUCUACAUGAGCAUGUCAACCCACCCAUAAUACAUAGAGAUAUUAAGUCAACCAACAUUCUCUUGGACAAUCACUUAAAUGCCAAAGUUUCUGAUUUUGGUCUGUCCAAGCUCAUGGAUGACGAUGAAAAGGGCCAUGUCUCUACUCAAGUAAAGGGGACAAUGGGCUAUUUGGAUCCUGAAUACUACAUGACCCAGCAGUUGACAGAGAAGAGUGAUGUGUAUAGCUUUGGAGUGAUAAUGCUAGAGCUGAUUACUGCGAGGAAACCAAUAGAGCAUGGGAAAUAUAUAGUGAGAGAGGUGAAAGCAAUAAUGGACAAGACCAAAGACCUAUAUGGCCUUCAUGAGCUUCUUGACCCGGUCCUUGGUUCAAUAAGCACCAGCCUCAAAGGAUUUGAGGAAUUUGUGGAUCUGGCAAUGAGAUGUUUACAAGAAUCAACAGCUGAUCGUCCAUUGAUGAGCGAAGUAGUCAAAGAGAUUGAGGGCAUUAUGAAGUUUUCUGGUCUAAAUACAACUGAUGAUUUUGCAUCAACUUCAGAAAGUUAUGGGGAAACUAAUGGAGAGCAUUCUGGGAAUCCUUUUAGUACUGAAACCAUUGAGUACAGCAGUUGGAAUAUACAUCAUCACAAGGUGGAAUCUCAAUGAAGCAAAGAGCUAGUGCUUAUCUGGCUAAAAGAUCUGAAUACUGUAUCAAAGAUGUUGUAUAAAUAAGGAUUAGAAGUGUAUUGGAACUAUUGGAAUAGGAAACAAAGUAGAUAAAAAUGGUAAUAAAUGAACUACAAUGCAUAUUAGCAUCUUGUUAGAAAUAGGUUGGAACAAUUAUCCAAUCUUAAACUGAAUGGUUUACUAUGAAGUAGUUAAAGAGGUUGAUUAU